UUGCGAUUGACUGUCCUGCAUGAACAUCAUUAUUUUUCUGUUUGCGUUUCCGUGGUCUUGUUCCUCAACGAACAAUAUUGCACUGUCGUGUAUGACAACGCGUUACCGCCACAGAAGAAGUAAAAUUUACCGCACGUGCACGGAAUGUUGGUAUCAACCAAUUUCGAGGUGUACGGAAGGGUGCAAGGAGUAUUUUUUCGCAAGUGUACAAAGCAGAAAGCAGAUGAACUCGGCGUGAAAGGGUGGUGCCGCAAUACCAGCGAGGGAACUGUGGAAGGGGUUAUUCAGGGGCCCAAGGUCAAGAUAGACACCAUGAAAGACUGGCUGCGCAAUGAAGGAAGCCCAGCCUCCCAAAUUAAGGGUUGCCUGUUUCAAGACGAACGAGAAAUCUCUGCUCCGGAGUUUGGAAACUUCCAAGUUCGACGCUGAGUAAUCUGCUGCGUAAUAAAAGUGGUUGUGUUCAGAA
This is a messenger RNA of Ornithodoros turicata, 466 nucleotides long. RefSeq names its product acylphosphatase-1-like. Bases 145 to 429 code for a protein of 94 amino acids. NCBI's taxonomy places the organism in Eukaryota, Metazoa, Arthropoda, Arachnida, Ixodida, Argasidae. The record is from RefSeq and is a predicted model, not a curated record. The transcript is spliced from 4 exons. Gene Ontology annotation, molecular function: acylphosphatase activity.